Molecule: messenger RNA, 3752 nt
Organism: Acanthopagrus latus (yellowfin seabream)
Lineage: Eukaryota; Metazoa; Chordata; Actinopteri; Spariformes; Sparidae
Product: neoverrucotoxin subunit alpha-like
Exons: 9
Coding region: 1024-3132 (702 amino acids)
Molecular function (GO): protein binding
Source: RefSeq, a predicted model, not a curated record
CACCCGCUGAGGAGACUCUCACCCGCAGAGGAGACUCUCACCCGCUGAGGAGACUCUCACCCGCUGAGGAGACUCUCACCCGCAGAGGAGACUCUCACCCGCUGAGGAGACUCUCACCCAGCGCAGGUUACUGCCGCCGUAUCUUCUGUGGCCCCCACGUGCUUAUAUGCAUGCUUGACAACGUCGCGGCAUGCUCCUAAUGAGACGACAGAUGGUGUCUUGUGGAAUGUCCUCCCAGAUCUGUGAAAGGGCGUCGCUGAGUCAGGCUGAGGAUCGUCAUCAUGAACUUCAGGAUGCUCUGUAACGUCUACAGGACUGCUGAGGUCAGCAGAGCCAGAAGACUGACAACACAGAACAGGAAGGAGAGGAGAGAGAGGAGGAAGUAGAAAAAGAGUUAAAUGAACUGAAAUUCAGAUCGUCAUCAUGAACUUCAGGAUGCUCUGUAACGUCUACAGGACUGCUGAGGUCAGCAGAGCCAGAAGACUGACAACACAGAACAAGAAGGAGAGGAGAGAGAGGAGGAAGUAGAAAAAGAGUUCAAUGAACUGAAAUUCAAUCAACUGCCACGACCACCAUGAAGCCGGUCCUGAAGGAGACAGUCUGCCUGAUCAUCCAGGUGUGUCCACAGAGGAGCAUCAAGUAACACACUGUCCUACUCAAACCAUCAAUAUGUAACCCUGUUUACAGGACAAGACACCACUCACAACCAGUUCUGGGAUAUUGGGAAAUAUUUUUGGUCGACACAAAGAUGAAGAAAGUGCUGAGUUUGUGAAGUUGGGUCAACCCAAACCACCUCCCAAACAAGAACGAUCGGUGUGACGGGCUGAGCUGUGGUUCAGUUGAGCCAACUAAAGCUCAUCAGUUCAUCAUUUCUGUGGACAGACUUCACGUCAUGGUGGGAGGAGGCGUGUCGUGGGAAGAGUCGGUAUCUGACAGGAUAUAAAGAAACUCUGGAAGCUCCAGUCAGAAGCCAAGAAGACUCACAACUCAGCUGAUCUACACAUCUUUCACCAGGUUGAAGAAAUGGCCGGCUCAGAUCCCCUUGAAGUUGCUGCAUUGGGUCGAACUUUCGCCCUGGGAACUCUCUACGAUGCUCGGGAAGAGAGACUGCUCCCAGGAUUAACUCUCCCUGGGCAGAUAACUGCUACCCCUCACCCUUACAGUAACUUUGAAGUCUCUGCAUCUGACUCCAUUGAGUCCAAGUCCUCUCUGUUGGACAUUGAAGCUUCUCUGAAGGCCAGUUUCCUGUGUGGACUGGUUGAAGUUGGAGGAUCUGCCAAGUAUCUGACUGAUACGAAGAAAUUCAAGAAUCAGAGCAGAGUGACGUGUCUGUACAACGCUACCACACACUUCAAUCAGCUGUCAAUGUCUCAACUUGAAACCAUGAUCAACCAAGAGAAAGAAUCCAUCAAGAAGGGCACGGCAACACAUGUAGUCUCAAAAAUCCUUUAUGGGGCAAAUGCUUUCUUUGUGUUUGACAGUGAGAAGUUGGAAGCCAGCAGCGUUCAGGACAUCCAGGGCCACAUGGAGGCUGUGAUCAAGAAGAUCCCUACAUUUAAUAUUGAGGGAAAAGUUGACAUCAAACUGACUGAUGAAGAAAAAGAACUGACCAACAAAUUCUCCUGCAAAUUCUACGGAGACUUCAUUCUUCAAAGCAACCCUGCAACAUUUGAAGAUGCAGUGAAGACCUUUGUAGAGCUUCCAAAGCUGCUGGGAGAAAAAGGAGAGAAGAGUGUUCCUCUGAAGGUCUGGAUGAUGCCUCUGAAGGUCUUUGACACGACUGCAGCUGAGCUGAAGAGAGAGAUCAGCGCUGGAUUAGUUCAGAAGGCGCAGGAUGCUCUCGAAGACUUACGGGAAAUGGAAAUGAGAUGCAAAGAUUCUCUGGACGACACAGUGAUCGCAAAUUUUCCACAGGUCCAAAAAGAGUUAAAAGGUUUUAAAACACGAUGUGAUCUUUAUGCAUCUGAGCUCCGGAACAACAUGAGGGAUAAAUUUCCCCUCAUCCGUGAUGGUAAAGAAGACGAGAGCUCAGUAGAAAAACUCCUUGAUGACAGAAACAAGUCACCAUUCAGUCAUGAAAAACUAGACAAGUGGCUGAAUCAUAAAGAGAGAGAAAUCAACGUCAUCAGGUCCUGUGUGGAAAUGAUGGAGGGAACAAAGAUCGUCCAUAAUGAGUCAGAGCUGGACAGAGAGGUUCUUGCUGCAGGUGUCGAUGAAGCUCUGUGCUUCGUCUUCACCUCCCUGCAGAGUGCCGACCCCGUCCUGCAUGAGAUGCACAAAUACCUGCAGACGUUUGCACCAGUGUGUUCCCAUGAAGACCCAUGGUACUACUCAGAUGAUAUUCUUGACAAAAUGAGAGAAAAAGCAGAAAGUGUCCACAAUCUUGCCAAAGCACUGAAGAACAGCCGCCGAUUCCGUUUCCUUGUGGCCGCCAUUGAUAAUAAGAAAUACACAGGAGCAACCAUCUACCACUACAAAGACGCCAAACUGGUCACUGAGGAUUUUUCAAAGCCUGCCCUCCCUCCUGUCAGGAGCAUCACAAACAGAAGAGAUUUGAUCUGGUACGCCUGUGAUCUCACCCUGGACCCAAACACAGCAAACGGCUACCUCCAUCUGUCCGAGGACAACAAGAAGGCCACGUGUGAUAGCUGGCUGUAUUAUCCUGAUCACCCAGACAGGUUUGACAGUCAUACUCAGGUGUUGUGCAAAGAGGGGCUGACUGGGCGCCGUUACUGGGAGGUAGAGUUUAGUGGUGCUGGAGUAGGAGUGUCGAACGUUUCUGUUUCUAUACUUGCUGCGUACAAGGGAGUGGCUCGAAAAGGAAACGGUUAUGACGCCAUGCUUGGACGUAAUUCAAUAUCAUGGAGUUUCAGCUAUUCAUCCAUGAUGAUGCUUUCCUAUUUUAGUGCUUGGCACAUUGAUCAGGUGUGGGCUGUUCCUGUUCCCCCCCAAACUGUCAACAAAGUUGGGGUGUUUCUGGACCAUGAAGGUGGAACUCUGUCCCUCUACAGAGUCUCCUCAAACACCCUGGAACAUCUGUACACCUUUGACUCCAGCUUCACGGAGCCUGUGUACCCAGGCCUGUGGGCUUAUGAAUAUUACAAUUAUGCGCGCAUUUGUCCAUUUGACUAAGAGCCAUGACAGAUGAGUCAGGUUCUCUGUCUGUUAAAGGUCUUAUUGAUAACAUUCAGACACUAAACGAGUCAUUCCAUCUCACCACAACACUGCUGUUGUUCCAAUCAUCUGCCCCAUAGAUUAAUAUAAUAAAGAUACCAGAUGCAAAGAUGGCCUCCAGUGAAAAUCGCUCACCUUGUGCAUACGCCAAAAAUGUUUACUUCCCAGUUCUGCAGCUCACUGCAUAUGUCCAGCAGAGUUUCAAAGGUUUUACAAAUACAGAACCACCAUGGAUCAAACAUUCAUUUUAUAAAUGCUUUUAAGGCUGCAGGGGAAUUUUUUUUUCAUUGAUUAGCUUAUGCAACAAAGUCUUGUUGGGCUGCAGCGCAUCAAGAGACGAUGUGAUUUCACAGUUUGGCUGCUACGAAAACUGUUCAAAGCCUGGUGCUCUUCCUGAGCGGCUGAGCGGCUGACGGACGCCCUCAGGUGGCCAGUCUGUUGUAGCUAAUGUUGCUAAUGCUAACUAGAUACUGUAGAAUAUUCUUAGGUUAUUCAAACAAACUGGUCACUACUGAAACUGUAGAUGCUGAUGAAACAGAGAUACCACGUGAUUCUUUCACAAUCAGAUUAAUAUUUUU